AUGGCCUGCGCAUCUUUGUCGAGCUUCGACGACCGCAUAGCCUUGAUGAAGUCCCAGUACUCGGGCAUGAACUCGGCGCCCUCCCAGUCCACAACGCCGGACAGGCGGCCCCCGCCGACGAGCACGUUGGGGAAGAAGAAGUCCGAGGUGCGAAGCUGUAAAGAAACAGUCGGGCUAACACGCUCAACUCAUUUGCGGCGAAUACCGGAAUGGUACCAAGACAACGAGCAAAUUCGGCACGGUUACCGGCCCGUGUCGUGCUCCGCUCGCGUGUCUCUUGCCAGCUGGCUUUACCUCCACAACGAGUCGGUGAACAUCUACUCGCAUUUGAUCCCCGCCAUCGGAUUUCUUCUUGGUGAGUGGUACAUCUUGGAAUACCUCCAUAGUAGGUACCAACAUGUCACCGUUGCGGACCAUCUAAUCUUCGCCUUCUUCCUCCUGACGGCUACCGUGUGUCUCGGUCUCUCGGCAACCUAUCAUACCAUGAUCAACCACUCACAACGGAUCGAUGCCCUGUGGUUGCGCUUCGACUUGGUUGGGAUAAUUCUUCUCACCCUGGGCGACUUUGUGUCCGGUAUCUACUUGGUCUUCUGGUGUGAGCCGCUGCAACGGAAGAUAUACUGGUCCAUGAUCUUCACUCUUGGCGCAAUCACGAUAUUUGUUCUUCUGAGCCCAAAGUUCCGUGGCCCUCGGUGGCGCACCUUCCGCCUCAUGACAAUUGUGGGCACUGGCUUGUCCGGUCUUGCGCCUCUCGGUCACGGAAUAUACAUGUUUGGAUUUGUCCAGAUGCUGAAGCAGUCUGGAAUGCCCUACUACCUAGUCGAAGGCGCCCUUUUGGGUCUGGGAGCUUUUAUAUACGCCGCGAGAAUCCCCGAGAGUCUCAGUCCCGGCAAGUUUGAUAUAUAUGGCUCGUCGCAUCAGUUGUUCCACAUUCUGGUGGUGAUCGCAACCGUGAUUCAUCUCGUCGGUAUUCUCGCGGCAUUCGACUACAACUAUAAUCAUCGGAUUUGUACAGGGAGGUGAGUGCGAUGUUUGCAGUUUGGGGAGGGGGGGAACGCUUGAGCCCCAGUUUGAAGAAAUCA
This is a messenger RNA of Phialemonium atrogriseum, 1082 nucleotides long. Its product is annotated as mPR-like GPCR protein. Gene Ontology annotation, molecular function: signaling receptor activity. Lineage: Eukaryota; Fungi; Ascomycota; Sordariomycetes; Cephalothecales; Cephalothecaceae. Gene Ontology annotation, biological process: intracellular zinc ion homeostasis. The record is from RefSeq and is a predicted model, not a curated record. Bases 1 to 1023 code for a protein of 340 amino acids. Gene Ontology annotation, cellular component: membrane. The transcript has 5 exons.